AUCUUAGAAUGUUUACUUCUGUGAAUAUUUUGAUUAAAAGUUUAUAAAUUAAUAAUUCAAUUAAACAAUUAAUGUCUCUGUCGAUAUACUAACAGACAUGGCGUUUUUAAAGUCCAUUUCUCUUAAUUAUAAAGACAUUCUAAUAACAGAGAUAGCUCUUGAUGGUUUGCAAGGAAUUGGUUUCAAUUUACUCUGGAAGAGAGUGGAAAAAUGCCUGAAUACACCGGUAACGACAAAACAAAAAGGUCGGUACUGGGAUUUCAUUAAAAACUAUCGUUCUAUAGAAUUCUAUCUUCAGAAGCAACCAUUACCAGAAGUAGAAAUAUUGGACAGAUUUUCCAUAAUUGACGAAAACACAGGCCAUAUUUUAGAUCCACCAGAUUUCGUAGAUGGCCCCUAUGAAUAUUGUCCAGUAGAUGGCCAGUAUGGUUCAUGUACAAAUUUUGAUGAAAGGGAAUCACUUUCUGUAAGUGAAAUAGAGAAAAUCUCAUAUGAAGAAGUGGAAGCCAAAUAUGGAAAUAGAUUAGUAAUGGUGGCUUCCAUAGAAGAGAGAUGGAGAGCUUUGGCCUCUAAUUUACCCAUCUCAUAUUUGACUAUGAUGACUCCUAUACAUUACUGUAUGCUGGAACUAAUCGGACGAGCUAGAGAAAAUGGUCAAAUCACUGUAGGCAAAACAAACUUAACAAAAAUAAUUAAUGAAUCAAAGCUUUUGUUUUACAAUCGUAAACAUUUACUUAAAUUGAACUUGAUCAGUGUGGUCUUUAUCACACAAGUAGUCGCAGGUAGGUCCAUGAAAACCCUCCUGUUAAGAACAAAGAAAUUCCAUAAACCUCUACUAUUGUCUUUGCCCAAGUCGGGAAAGAUACAUGAAAUGGUUGAGUAUCUGUUGAAACAGCCUGAUUACUGUGAACGAACUGAUAUGGUCAUCAAAAAAGGACUUCUAACAUCAAAACAGAGUAAAAGACUCCAGAAAACGUUUAAUAUAUUUUCCUUUGAAGAAAAAGCUAUAGAGACAACUUCAAAGAAGGGUCCAGCCUAUGUGAUGAGGCGAAAAUUUGUAUGCCUCAACCCCGGAAGUGAUGAUGAUGAGACAGAUGAUGAAGACCAGGAACCACCAUUAAAAUGCACAUACAAAGUUGGGGUCGGGCUCCUGAGACAAGCCUACGAGAGAUUUUUAGAUGCAGGACAGAGUGGGCUGACUCAGAUAGAGCUCGCUCAACUGCUCGGCGUAGAAUUCUACACAAGCAGAAGUAUAUGCAGAAUAUUUAGAGAUAGGAAGAUAAUAAGAGAGUUUCUAGAAGAUAAAGGCAGACAGAGGACUGCAAGGUUUAUAGCUAUAACGGCACAAAAUUUGGACGAGAUGGAUGAAAAGUAUGCAGUUGAAAAGAAAAAAUUCUUGAACCAUUUGAAUGAUACAAAAAAAGCAGUUAAGAGUUCAAAGAAGAGAAGCGCAGAGGAAUCGAGCGAAAGCACAUCUAAAGUACCCAAAAAGAAAGUCAAACACAAUGAAGAGGAAAGCAUGGACAAUGCUAUAGUAGAAACAAAUUCCCUAACAGGAAUUGAGACUAUGCAAGGAUCCAUAAUAAACGCAAAGAAGGAUCUGACACUAAAACAACUCAUGUUCGCGAACGGCACUCUAAAAGUUAUCAAAGAGAGACAAUUCGUCAUUGGCUUUCAAACAUUGGGAUCCUUGGUGUCAAAGGAAAUCGGACAACCGCCAAUGGACACGAAAGCGAUGAAACUUUUCAUACAGAAGUUGGCUUUCGACAAGCAAUUGAAAAUAUUAAAAUUGAAAUGGCCCGGAUCAGACAAUAGGUACUCCUAUCUGAUAUGCGCCCAACAUAUAAAGGCGACGGAUCCGAUCAUCAAAGCCAAAUACAAGGAGAUAUGUUUAAAGGCAGAAGAGAAAGAGAAGAGCAAAAGUGACAAAGAGAAGACCCAACCUCUGGCGAAAGUCACGUACCCGAGAUAUAUGAAAGUGCAAAAACUACACGAACUCAUUAUGCAAUCUGUCUAUUUCAAUGAAGUCAAAAAUGAGGGAUUGCCUACCGGUUUCUCCACUCUGUUCUCUAUAAUACCCGAGAUCACCGUCGAAUACGCGAUAGGCUCCAUCGCGUUCGUAGCCAAAGUCGAUAAGGAAACUCUGGGAAUGAAACUCAAAGACGCGCCCGCGGAGGUCCAGAAACCUUUGCUGCAAUCUACUAAGCUGCAGAAUUCAGUUUGCCAUAGCCUAAAAAUGUUGGCAACGCUCGGUCUCAUUCAGGUCAUCGAGAAACCCACCCCGUCGCUGUUCAAAAAGAAUACCGUCCUCUUUUACGUGUUCUACGUUAAUCGUCACGCCAAAAUCUUGGAUACGCACGGCAAAUGGCCGAGAUGCGAGGACCUAAAGGCUCUGGAGAGAUCCUUCUCCUUCGAAACAAUGGAGGACGUUCAUCAUUACUGGGACGAAGUUCGCAAUAUAAGCCUGAACACAAUCGUGACCGUCAACGAGCGGGAACGACCCAAAAUGUAUUUCCCGAUGCGCGAGGAAACAGAGGUCGAGGAGCACGACAACGGCCAGAGAUAUGGCGACGGCAUGGGCCCCUGCGGUUUCGAUUCCAGCAUUUUCAUGGAUAUGCCUCGCUUAUGGAACAAGUAUUUCACAAGAAACAAAAAAAAGACCUUGGGCGGAGGGCCCAAGAAAGUACCGAAGGUCGUCAAAAGGAGAGUCAAGAAGAAAGUCGUUAGAAAAUCGAAAGUAAAAUUGGAAACGAUCAAACGAGAACCAGGGGAAAGGGUAAAAGGUACGGGGUCGGCACCGAGAAGGAAAGAUUUCACGUGGAACACCCUCGAGGAUAAAAUCCUGACGCUGUGCAAGGUCGCCGUCAAAAUAAUCAGUCCGACUACACAGGCGGGAUCGCUGAUGAUCAGAAAUUAUGUCGCCAGGGACUUGCUGUCUUUAAUAGAUCCCACCAAGACAGUAACUGCGAUUAUCAGAAGAGGAACGGUACUGGAUUCCAAUUCCAUCUGGAAGCAUUGGAAGGAGCGAGUCCUGUGUGAGUUGAAGCGGCGGAGGGGUUCCAUAAAGGAUUACGAGGGUCUGCUGACGAAAAACAGAGUCUACAACCAGGGAAACAUUCUGAAACUGGUCAACGAAAUGAGAUUACCUAUGCUGGAGCUGAUUUGGCUGAUAUUGCAGAUGGAAAAGAAUAAGGGGAUACGAGACGAGUACGAGUGCAUCGCUAGAAGCAUUGACGAUUUUAACAAGCAAUACAGUAUAGAGCUGUCCACUCCGGCUCAGGAUGUGAACGUGUACAAAACUCCGCCGUCCCAGGAGAUGCAGUUCGGUAUGCUGAAAGAGUUGAUAAUGACCAUCGUUAUGCUCUCCAACGACGAUGGUAUACCCAAGAAUCUCGCGCAUAAGAUAUACUCACUGCUCAAAACAUACCCAGAGAAGGUUUUACGCGAUGCGAUAGAGCAGCUGAGAAAAGGAGGUGCUAUCGUGAUAAGGGAGAAGUCGUCGUACUUUCACAACAGAGAAACUUUCGACAAACUUUCGCACUCAGCGUUCAAAGUUUCAGCGAUGUAUCGUCGAAAAUGGACGAGUAAGUUGAUGAAGGAAUUCUUUAGGGACCUCUCGCAGCUUUUGAAUUCGGAGCUUCCGACCUUCGGUCUCAAAGGGCGUUCUGAAUUAAAUUGUUUGCUAUUUGAGCUGCAAAACUCUGAUGCUAUAGACAUAUUCUCCGAUAGCGUCCCAGUUGUCGUUGGGUCUGCAGGAUCUAUAUUAUUGGAGGACCAAAUAAAUGUCGCAGACGUAGACACAAAAUAUAAACUGAAGUCUGGAUAUAUCGGUUGGAAGAAUAAAAUGAAUGUAAAAUUAUUUUCCGAUCUAUACAAAAAAGUUGACAAGGAUGAUUUAAUAAGAACAAUAUCAAGAGAUUCCAUUGUCACUAUAAAAAAUGUGGACUAUGAUAAAAACGACGGGAUAUUGUCAUAUUUAGACGGAAUAGGUUUUAAAGGAUGCUCAUUUAAAGAGCUAAAGGACCACUUAUCAAUUGAUGCCAAAGAAUUAUCAGAAAAACUAUCAGAACUUUCUUCUAAGGGAAUUAUCAGAACAGUUGGCUAUUUCCAAAAUAUCAUAAUGUUGGCCAAAUACACAAAGCCGUUUCUACAGAAAAUUUCGCCUGAUACUUACUUGGAACCAGCGCCGUGGCUGAAUUUGGAAGGUCAAGUCCAAGAAAAUGUGUUUUUUCAGUGGGCAACUGUCGUUGUAAAUAAAAUCUUUGAAAGCCCAGGCAUAAAUAUAAGUACCAUAAGCGACCAUUUUGACUGUAUUUCCAGUAGAAGCGUCCUAAAUAUUUGUAUGUUUUUAGAGAAAUGUGAAUGUAUGAUAUUGAAAACUUUACAACCUAAAGAAAUAGAUUUGUUCUCGGAUGAUGAUUGUGCACUGGAAGAUGGUGAUUUCAAUCCGUAUUAUUCUUUUGAAGACAUUUAUGUAUAUCCUGAUAAAAAUUGUUUGACAAAAUUUGCAUUAAUACUACCACAGGAACCAUAAUAGUUGUUGUAUGUAAUGUUAUUAAAUGUUAUUUUUUAUAUAAUGUGCAUAA
Aricia agestis (brown argus) is the source of this 4586-nucleotide messenger RNA. RefSeq lists its product as uncharacterized. The transcript has 7 exons. Gene Ontology annotation, cellular component: transcription factor TFIIIC complex. The coding region runs from base 98 to 4534 and encodes 1478 amino acids. Gene Ontology annotation, molecular function: DNA binding. Lineage: Eukaryota; Metazoa; Arthropoda; Insecta; Lepidoptera; Lycaenidae. Gene Ontology annotation, biological process: transcription initiation at RNA polymerase III promoter; 5S class rRNA transcription by RNA polymerase III. The record is from RefSeq and is a predicted model, not a curated record.